AUGCUGGCUCUUGGCGUACAAGAGGUAAAUGGUCGUAACGUCGUCCGGUGGAGCUCUGGUUUGGUCACGUCGGAUUCGACGCCAGACCUGCACCAGGUGCUGAGCCCCGGAGUGCCCAUGUCAGACUCAUCGCAACAGGAUCAACAGGGCAGUGGCCGAGGCCGGCGCGGGCCAGGACUCGGUCUUGCGGGGAAAUCGAACUCAGAAGAGCUCGAGAUUGCCCGCAAGCUAAACGAGCUGACCGAGAAGCUGCUGAACGAGCAGGACGUUCGUCUGAAGAAGCUGGAACAGGACAGGCAGAGACUAGAGAAACAGCUGAGCGAGCUACGCAGACCGGACCCGGAGGCGACUCUGCGCGAGCGUUUGGCAUACAUGUUCCCCUAUGACCAGAACAGGAAGUUCCCUGCUUAUAUCUGGCAGUCGUGGAAGUACGGUCUGAACGACCCCAAUUUCGGGCCCAAGUACAAAGAAGGAGAGGAGCAGUGGGCGUUGAAGAACCCGGGCUUUGUGCACGAGCUAUUCAAUGACGACACUUCGAACGCGCUUGUCCACUACUUAUACAUGCACAUGCCGGAGGUGGUGAAGGCGUACGAGCUGCUCCCCCACAUUGUGCUUAAGAUGGAUUUUUUCAGGUAUUUGGUGCUCUUCGCAAAGGGAGGAGUUUAUGCUGACGUUGACACGCAGCCGUUGCAGCCAGUUCCUAACUGGAUACCGGAAAACGUGGACCCCUCGGAGAUCGGGAUGAUCAUCGGGAUCCAGUCAGACCCAGACACGCCCGACUGGCGCAAGUUUUUCGCUAGGAGACUGCAAUUCGCCAACUGGGUGAUCCAGGCCAAACCGGGGCAUCCCAUCUUGCGUGAGAUGAUUGCUACGGUCACAGAAGAGACACUCAAACGGGCCAAGGAAGGAAAGCUGGACUUUGACGCCGCCAGCGACUUGUCGAUCAUGGAGUGGACUGGCGCAGGCGUCUGGACAGACGUCAUUUUCAAAUAUUUUAACGACUACGUUCUCAGUGGAAUUUUCUCCAAAGUCACCUGGAAGGAUUUCACCAAGCUGGACGUGCCGAAACUCGUGUCGGACGUGCUGGUGCUGCCUAUCACGUGUUUUUCGCCGGGAAUUGGCAGAAUGGGUGCCCACGACGCAGACCAUCCUUUGGCAUUUGUCAAACACUACUCCGAACAUCUCUUUGGACAGUGA
Ogataea haglerorum is the source of this 1197-nucleotide messenger RNA. RefSeq lists its product as uncharacterized. The transcript is spliced from 2 exons. Gene Ontology annotation, cellular component: mannan polymerase complex. The record is from RefSeq and is a predicted model, not a curated record. Lineage: Eukaryota; Fungi; Ascomycota; Pichiomycetes; Pichiales; Pichiaceae. Gene Ontology annotation, molecular function: alpha-1,6-mannosyltransferase activity. Gene Ontology annotation, biological process: protein N-linked glycosylation. Bases 1 to 1197 code for a protein of 398 amino acids.